UUGUACUAAAAACACACAAUCUGCGCAUGAUAUCGUACAAAAGAGAAUUUUAAAAUAAAAUUUAUCCGACUUGUUUUACCUUUUCGAUAUUUACGCAUAACUCAUAUGCCUUUUAAAAAUUAUUCAGAAGUUUUUGAAUUUUUUUUUAAAUUUGAAGAACGUUGAGCGAAUAUUUCAUAUAGUGUUAUUGUAAAAAAUGAAGAAGACGGGAAGGAAUUAAUCACAUUAAUAUUGUAUGGCGUUGAAAGAGUAGUCGAACAUUUGAAAUAACUUUAAACUUGGAUUUAAAAUAGGAUUAAAUAUUGUGCGAAGUACACAAAAGAAAUCUAACGCCCUCACCCAUUUAAAAGUCUCUCACACACAACAUUCACAGUCGUAUAUGUGUUAGUAGAAGUGGAAUUUUUUGGAUAUACAAUGAUGGGGAAAUUAUGGGAUCUUGAUCAAGAGUUGGACAAUUUGAAUUACGACAGGAAUGAUGUUUUUUUACAGAAUUACAUAGACAUAAGUCCACCACCACCCUAUUCUAAAGAAGAUUUAUUUCGUUCGCAACAACAACAACAAAAGAACAUCCAACAGCAUGAUAGACGGCUGUCGUACAACGAUGUCGGAGCAGAAAUUUAUAUCAGGAUAAAUAAAAAGCCGAACGAAGAAGCAGGUUUGACUAUUUUAAACGGCGAAGCGUUUAACCCAAGUUGGCCGACUAUAUUAGACAUUAGGAAAAACUCGCCAGCCAGCCGCACAGAAGAAAAAUUGUUAAUUGGAGAUCAAAUAAAAGAAUUGUAUGGAAUACCAACAGUAAGCCUAAAACAUUCACAAAUCCUCGCAUUGUUUUCAAAGGCGACUGAUGAGGUUACCAUGACGAUAAGAAGAGGUGUGGAGCCGUCAGAUCGUAGUUUUGAUUGGUAUAAACAUCCUUUUUCCAGUGUUAGCCAUGUUUAUGAGCAAGUAUCCAUACAAGAGGAAUGUGAAAGUACUGAUAUAUGCUGUGCUAAUUGUCCGGAAGACGAAUUAAAGGAACCAGUUUUGUUCAAAUCGUUUAAGCACGAACAUGAUGACAAAGAAAACAAGAAGAUUGCGAGAUUGCAGUAUACAACACCGGAUAGAGAUCUGAGGCGAACUCGAUCAUUUUCUGGUGCGUACGGAAGAAAGAGUUGCGCUCCUAAGCAACGACAAAGACGACGAACAACCGACCAUACAAAUAACAAGUCGGAUGAUCUCCGAAAUUUAGUUUUAUUUUCACUACCCGACAACGAUGGAAAAUAUAUCGCCGACGAAAUCGAAAAGCUGGAACUGGAGAAGGAAGAAGAACAGGAAGAAGUAAACGCGUUUUCACCUCGACGUAGCCGAAGUAACUCACAAUGUAGCCUGGCUUCAACUUUGUCCGCAUCCACGGUUUCCUCGUUUUCAAGUAAUUCCACUUCAGCUACCACUGAGCAGUGUAUUCCUUCAAAGUUACAACACGGUUGGCUAGACAGAAUGAACCAAUCAUUUGACAUGGUCGACCAUCACAACUUAGAUGGAUCCACUGAACUGACCACGCAAGAAAACUUAAGGAAUUUCGCCAAAUCACCUGCUCAAGUAAUUCGAAAUAGUUUUCGGCGUAAAAAAAGCAAAAAAAAUGUAAGCACGGAAGAUUUUCAAAUUACUGGAAAAUCCGAAACGCCUGAGAACACCCAUAUCUUAACUGUGUGGAUCGCGGAUCGUAAAAGGUUAGGAUUAAAAUUGGGAGGAGGGUGUGUAUCUCCGUAUGGUGAUAGCAACAUGACCAUACGCGAUGUGAAAAGACCUAGUCCAGCUGCAAAAGUAUUUAAAAUAGGAGACGAGGUUUUAGAGAUAGACGGACUUUCUACCAACGGAAUGACAGUUAAUGAAGCCAACAACAUGCUAUCCAUGCUGGAAGGAAACUUUGUCGAAUUUAAAAUAUUUCGACCUGUUAAUAAAUAAAUUUUAGAUCUGAUUAUAACAUAUAGAUUAUAGGAACCCUGUACGGUUCUUCAUAGCGUUCAUUUUUGCAACGCUGCGUUUAAUUUACUGUCUAGGUUUUUUCAAAAAAAAGUGAGGCUGACACAACACGCUGUUUAAAAUACCCUAAAAAAUAUUUGCUUGUAUCUGAGUAACCACAACCAAAAAGCUUUAACAGAAAUAUAUUUUGAAAUUUAUUUCAAAACUUUUCCAUACAUUUGAAUACGCACCUUUGUUUCUUUUUUGCACCCUGGCUUUCAUCGAAAAUUAAACGAAUAUUUGUGAACUUGACAGUGUUCAAUAAAGUUGUACCCUGAUUUUCUGUCAUCAGAUGAAAAACUGCUUUUUUUCAA
This is a messenger RNA of Hydractinia symbiolongicarpus, 2315 nucleotides long. RefSeq lists its product as uncharacterized. Gene Ontology annotation, molecular function: protein binding. The record is from RefSeq and is a predicted model, not a curated record. The transcript is spliced from 3 exons. NCBI's taxonomy places the organism in Eukaryota, Metazoa, Cnidaria, Hydrozoa, Anthoathecata, Hydractiniidae. Bases 415 to 1944 code for a protein of 509 amino acids.